AAUUUUAGAAAAGGCUAUUUUCAUGUUCUUUCAUAUUUCAACAAAAUUCUCUCCUUACGAAAAGUUUAAUUAACCCUCUUUUAUAGGUACUAAUAACAAAAAUUACUUAACUCAUUUUAAACUUCAAACUUUUCCUAUUUCUUAAUUAGUUCUCCACCCUCCCUCUUUUUUUUAUUUUAUCGUUUUCUAAAACUUUUUCACUAACGUUUACAGUAAACGAAAAAAUAAAAUCGCUUGUAAAAAAAUUUCUCCCUCCCAUUUUAAUUAAUAAGUUAAAUAAAUUUAAAGGAAAAUACUUUGUCAAAUAUUGUCCCUCAAAAAUUCUUCAUUUAAAAGAAGUGUAUAUAACCACUAAAAAAAUCCCCUCUGUUGAAAUAUGAUAACAAAAGAUUCAUCUAAACUUAAAAAAUUAGUUGAAUUUGCCGAAAAAGGCGGUAUUGGAACAUGUGUAGCUAGUCAAGAUAUAAGUGCAAAGUCUGAAGCAGAUUUAAUGUUUUAUACUGGAGAAGUUAUAACUGUCUUGAAACAUAUUAAAGAUGAUAUAUAUCUUGGAUAUUGUGAAGGGGUUAUAGGGACAUUUAAAGGUAAAACGGUUAAAUUUAACGGAUCUUUAAAAAAUCCUAAAUCAAUGAAAUCAGAAAAAAAUAUAUCACCACCAAGUCAAAGUUCAUCAUCUGAAAAUAAUUAUGAUCAAAGCUCCCCCAAAAAGUCAAAUUCUAUUCAAUCUUCAGAUUCUGUAGAUAAAAAUUUAGGAUUUUUAGAUAUAGAAAAUAAAUCACAAUCACAGCCUAUAAUUAAUAUAAUACCAGAUCCUAGUGAAGAUGUUAAAAUAAUUAU
Rhizophagus irregularis DAOM 181602=DAOM 197198 is the source of this 837-nucleotide messenger RNA. Lineage: Eukaryota; Fungi; Glomeromycota; Glomeromycetes; Glomerales; Glomeraceae. The record is from RefSeq and is a predicted model, not a curated record.